This is a messenger RNA of Pieris napi, 1268 nucleotides long. RefSeq lists its product as uncharacterized. The transcript has 2 exons. Gene Ontology annotation, biological process: regulation of transcription by RNA polymerase II. Gene Ontology annotation, cellular component: nucleus; transcription regulator complex. NCBI's taxonomy places the organism in Eukaryota, Metazoa, Arthropoda, Insecta, Lepidoptera, Pieridae. Gene Ontology annotation, molecular function: DNA binding. The record is from RefSeq and is a predicted model, not a curated record. Bases 305 to 1219 code for a protein of 304 amino acids.
AGGGUUGUUUAAUGACACAAAUUAUAAAAAAAUUAAAAUUUCGUCCAAAAAAUAAAAAAUAAAUGUUUGGGGUGGACAACCCUUAUCACUUAGGCCCAGCACACAUGGUGAAACGCAACUGCAACGAAACUGAAACUACUAGUUACUUUUGAGUUUCAUUUGAGUUUAUGCCAUAGAUACCUUUGAGAGACAACACACGUCGCAACUAGUUUGAAACCGGUUUGAAACGCGUUGCAGAUCAGUUGCUUUGAAACCAGCGUGCAGGAAACUCGUGUCGGAUUUGGCGUCUUUUCUAUUCGACAAAAUGGCUGACGACGAAAAUAAAAACAUUCAAUUCGUAUUGGAAGUUGAGAAGCAUCCUUGCUUGUACAAUACAACACUUUCAAGCUACUCUCGCAAGAAUGAUACUGAUAAAGCAUGGGCUGAAAUUGGAAAAAUAAUCAAUAUGACAGGUGCCGCAUGCAAAGAAAAAUGGCGAAAUAUGCGUGUUGUUUUUAUGAGACACUUGAAACCUUUGCGAAGUGGUUCUGGAAUAAAAAAGAAGAAACCAUACUAUUUACUCGAUUACAUGCAUUUUUUAGCACCAUAUGUAAAACCGGUGAUUCCGCACGAGGCAGGGAACUUGCCAUCUACUAGUUCAAGAGAGAAUACGACAACUGAUGUGUCAAACGAUGUGCCUACCGAGUUCGAGCAAUAUACUGAGCGCAGUAAUGUAAACGAGCCUAGCGCUCCUACUACUCAUUAUGAUUCCGCUCAUCAUUCUUCAAACCCAAAGCGAAAGAAAUCUUCAUUGCACGAGACUGAUAAGCAUUUCAUUAAUUAUUUAAAACAGAAAUCUACUCGCAUAAAUGAAUCUCAGACGUCCACGGACUCUGUUAUGUCGUUUUUAAAUAGUCUCGCACCUGAAUUAAGAGAAAUGAAUCUGCAACAAUUCAAAUUAUUCAAGAGACGUGUACUAAACCUUAUUGAUGACAUAUUGAAUCCAACUCCUCCUACGCCUGAAAGUGCAGCAACGAGUAAAUCAAAUACAUUAAAUAACGAAACGUCCUAUCAAACAAAAUAUACUCCGAUAUCGCAGUAUGGUAGUCCUUCAUAUGCGCAGCCAGUACCAACACCUAAUCCUCUGGACUUCAGCGGAGUAUCUACACAAACACCAUCAACUUCUACAUCAGAAUACAAUCUUGUAAAGCAAGAAGGAAACCAAUUUAAUUUUCAUUAAAAAUAAAUGUUUGUGUUCUUUGGUAUAAAUAAAUAUUUUAAAUUACUUA